Psilocybe cubensis is the source of this 2517-nucleotide messenger RNA. RefSeq lists its product as uncharacterized. The transcript has 8 exons. Bases 1 to 2517 code for a protein of 838 amino acids. Lineage: Eukaryota; Fungi; Basidiomycota; Agaricomycetes; Agaricales; Agrocybaceae. The record is from RefSeq and is a predicted model, not a curated record.
AUGGAUACUCAUGACAUUGGUCCAACCCCAGCAAACAAUGACGAAAAGUCUUUCACAUCUCAGCUUCUUGCAGAUCCUGAAAUCCCAACUCUGUUUGAACUGGAUGAUAGAGACGAUGAGGAUAUCAACUUGUAUGAGGAACUUGAUACAAGCUUCCACGAUCAACCCCGUCCAAGGGCCGAAGAUAAUGACGGUAUCCCAUUCAAAGUUAUUAUUCAUACAUCCGGAGUACACUAUCUCCCCGUUCGGACUUGUACUUGCCGAUCUGCCGUGCUGCCUUUGGAUUUGCAAUAUCUGGAAAUGGGUCUUUUUGCUACUAGUUUCCAGAAUAUCCGAAUCUUGUUUACUCUGGAUUUGCUGGAGGAUUUUAGGAUUAUCAACCUUGAAUGCAAAAUCUUGGGCUAUCAAUAUUAUGAAAAGCUCAGACGCAUUACCUCUCCUUCAUUUUCCAAAAAGGUUCUGAACUGCUAUUGGGAACUGAAAAGGCUUAGUCGCCAAUACAGAAACCUUAUAUUGCACAAAAUACACAGUCAAGGACACUCUGAACAGGCUCUAAAAGCUUAUAUGGAGUUGAAAUACCCACAACAAGGCUCUGAAAUUCAUCCCAAUCAGGAACCUUUUGGCUCAAUAACACCUCCGGAAACAGAGCAAAUACGGAAUAAUUCUUCAUCCCGACAAUCGGAACCAAACGAAGUUCCCAAAUGGAAUGAUACAACAUCCCGGUUUGAAGUUGAUCCAGAUGAUUCUGACCCAAAUAAUAUGUCACCUGAACCUCCGUCCAGAAACGAGCUAGAUAAAAGAGGGUCCUUGAGAUUGUUCUGUCCAGCAUGUCUACAGCCAGGUGUUAACCUAUCUGAUGACUGGGUUCUUGAAGCUGAUAGUGAUAUCUAUAUUUGUAGCUAUGUGGCAAAUGGAAACUUCAAAGCCAAUCAUUUGAAUCAAAAAAACAAGGGAGACGACGUCUGGCUCAGUGUUGGAGAAGGUUUUAUGACCAAUCCUGAGCCAUACAAGGAGCAUAUAAAGGAAGCUAUUUUUCUGGCACCACGUUAUAAACGGGAACUAACUUGUCACAACUACCAUGCACAAAAAGCAGAGAAUAGAAUUAGCCCUGGAAAACGAGUUAGAGGAAUAGGCGCCCAUGCAUGUGCAAGACAUGGAUGCUUUUGUCCUAACAGUGUUGUUGAUUUUGACAAAGGAGAGAAGCAAAUGCACAUGGAUUGGUCCUUAACACAGAUGCACUGGCCCCCCUCUGUCAAAAUAAUCUUUGCUAUUGGUCUUUUCCAUGUCUAUAGGCAUAAAUCUGAAUGCUUGUACAAUUAUGCCUCAACCUACAUUCCGGGCGUUGGAAUUAUUGACGGAAAAAUAUUGGAACCUCUCUGGUCCAUCCUUAAUGAUACUUCCCAAAGUACUCGUUUGGCAACCACUGCACACCACGCUGAAGUUCUGGAUGACUACAUGGCUGCCACCAUAGCAGCCAAGUACAAGCGGGCCGUUGAACAGUCCGGUAUAACGGAAGCAUUCUACCAAAAUCUUAUGGAACAACAACCUCCCGAGCUAGUUGACACAUGGGAGCAAGAAAUCAAACAGGCCGAGUUUGAUCGGGAUCAAGGAGUAUCUGAUGCUAUGAGUCAAGUAAUGGCAAGCAAAGUAAAAACUGCUGCCGGAAGACAAGAAAUUGAAUUACAUCUUUCAAAUAUGGAGCUGACUUCCUCCGGAGCUACAGGCAAGGCUGCUUGGAUUUCAUCUGGCUUGAAAUUGGAACAAGCUCAAUUAGAGCUAAGAAGCCAUGUUCGCAAACUUGGAACUCAUCCAUCUACAGCUCAACAGCUCGAUUUGGCUUUCAGCCGUACUGCAUUGACAUUCUUGGGGGAAGAGGCUUUGGAGAGUAUUCAAGGAGUUAAUACCCCAGUUCUUAACAACAAAGUCAGCAAUGAUGAGAUAGCCGACAUUGGGAAUGUUAAUAUUACCUGGGCGGAUCCGGAACGGCAAUCUCUCCCGUUCCCAUCAGCACUGCUUGAUGAUUAUUUCCGAGAUCUUGAAGAAGGCAUGGCUCACCAACUUAAAGGGCUGCAAAAACUCAAGUUACGCAUUCGCCAGGGCCAUGCUGAAGAUUGUCUUGAGGCAGUUAGAUCAGCCCUCAUUCAGCUCUCGUGGAAAUAUAAAUAUCAAGUCCACAUGGCAGAUUCGGUAUACACAGGCACCUACGCAUGGGACGGAGUCAAACUGUUGAAUGCAUCUUGGAAAUUGCACAAAAAGAUUUACAAUGCAAACCGGAUAGCAAUGAUUUGCAUUGCCGGCCACUCCAAAGAGGAUAUUAUGCAGAUACGGAGGGAGUUUCCUGUUUUAUAUGACCAUGAUUGCAAGCACAGCGCGGCAAUUUUGUAUCCAAAUGUUUGGGGCGGCAGUUCCAACCGGCUUAGUUGGAUUUGGAGAUCCCGCCAAGGACUCAAUGCCGAUAACCAAUUAUACGUCAAUGAAUGGCUCAAAGAAACAGAUGGAAAGAAGAACUAUCCCUGA